GCAGCUCCUCUGAAGGCAAGCGUCAUUUAUCAGGCUCUCACAGCCGCCUGCUCUCCUGCAAUGCCUUCAGCCCUUGACACCAACAUGAGGUUCAAGUUCUCGAUCCUGGCGCUUCUUCUGGAAGUCAUCAUCAUUGUGUUGUUUGGGAUAUUUGUGGAAUAUGACAACAGUGAUGCCUCUCAAACUUUAUACCCACUCUUUCAGGAUGUCCAUGUGAUGAUAUUUGUUGGAUUUGGUUUCCUGAUGACUUUUCUGAAGAAAUAUGGAUUCAGCAGUGUUGGUAUCAACAUGCUCAUUGCUGCCUUUGGUCUCCAGUGGGGAACGCUGAUGCAAGGAUUUUGGCACAUGAAAGGAGGGAAAAUUCAUGUUGAUGUCAAAAGCAUGAUAAAUGCAGACUUCAGUACAGCAACUGCUUUGAUUUCAUUUGGAGCAGUCCUGGGGAAAACAAGCCCUGUUCAGAUGCUGAUCCUAACAAUUCUGGAGAUCACAAUCUUUGCAUGCAAUGAACAUCUAGUUACAGAAGUACUUCAGGCCACAGAUGUUGGAGCCUCAAUGACUAUCCAUGCUUUUGGAGCUUAUUUUGGUUUGGCGGUAACCCUAGUCUUGUAUCGUCCUGGUUUGAAAAACAAACAUGAAAAUGAAGAAUCUACCUACCAUUCGGAUAUAUUUGCCAUGAUUGGUACCCUGUUCCUUUGGCUUUUUUGGCCCAGUUUUAACUCCGCCAUUGCAUCCGAAACGAUUUACCAGAUUAAAGCAAUUGUCAACACUUACUAUUCCUUGGCUGCGUGUACUGUUGUGACAUUUGCCCUCUCCAGCCUGGUGGAUCAAAGAGGCAAAUUCAGUAUGGUUCUCAUUCAAAAUGCCACCCUGGCAGGAGGAGUAGCAGUGGGUACCUGUGCUGACUUGUCCAUCCACCCUUUCGUUGCCAUGUGCAUUGGGAGCAUUGCUGGAAUCGUCUCUGUCCUUGGGUACCACUUCCUGACACCUUUGUUGGCAUCCAAGCUGAACAUUCAAGACACUUGUGGAGUUCAUAAUUUACAUGGUUUACCUGGAAUACUGGGAGGUAUCGCUGGCAUCAUAGUAACUGCAGUAAAAGAGGAAGUUAGGCAAGGUGUCCGCUUCACUCCUGGCAUGCAGGCUGCUGCCCUGGGAAGUUCAAUUGGAAUUGCACUGGCAGGCGGAGCUUUGACAGGUGGUAUUCUAAAGCUGCCCUUCUUGGGGCAAGCAUCUGACCAGAACUGCUUUGAUGACUCUGUUUAUUGGGAGGUUCCAGAAGAGGAGAAACAACAUGAAAUUCACUCCAACAACUACGAUGAGCACAGCAGAUUUGAAGCCACAAUGUAG
Molecule: messenger RNA, 1344 nt
Organism: Charadrius vociferus (killdeer)
Lineage: Eukaryota; Metazoa; Chordata; Aves; Charadriiformes; Charadriidae
Gene: RHAG
Product: Rh-associated glycoprotein
Exons: 10
Coding region: 61-1344 (427 amino acids)
Biological process (GO): ammonium homeostasis; ammonium transmembrane transport
Cellular component (GO): plasma membrane
Molecular function (GO): ammonium channel activity
Source: RefSeq, a predicted model, not a curated record